CAGGUCCCCUACUCAGCUCCAAAAAAAAAUGCAUGAAGGGGUAGUUAGGUAGUUAUCUCUAUUUCUUCAAUAUCUACAUGCCCAACCUACGUGCUUCGAAUCACUUAGUAAUUAACAACAGAGUCACCGACGCGAGACACAAUAUAGCACCAAGAUGAGCUCAAAGAGGAAAUAUUCCGAAUUCAGCGCCGGGCACUCGGUCGCUGGCGAGUCGCGCGAACGUACAUCCAGCUACCAAGCAUCGAAGCAUAAGAGAAGGAGAGAUACCGCUGGGGACAAACCUACCAGCAUCAACUGGCUCAAGAAACGAGCGAGGACAAUAGAACGGCGACUGAAUCGCAAGGAUAGCUUGCCUGCCAAUGUACAGCAUGAACUCGAGAAGGAGCUGGACCAUCACAAACGGAAGCUGAACGAUCUCGCCGAUGGGAAGAAGAGGGGCGCCAUGAUCAAGAAAUACCACAUGGUUCGGUUCUUUGAGCGGAAAAAGGCAGACCGACUUGCAAAGCAAAUCCGGACGCAGCUCGAAGCUACAACAGACGAAGAAGAGAGGAAGAAGCUUCAAGCCGACUUACAUACCGCUGAGGUAGAUUCCCUCUACGCAAGAUACUUUCCCCACCGAGAGCGCUACGUCAGUCUGUACCCAGUCUCAUCGAGCAAUGCGGAAGGCGAAGAGGGGGCCAAAACAGAAGAUGCGAGCACGGCCGCGCGGUCGUUACGAACGGAAAGACCGCCAUUAUGGAGUGUAAUAGAGAAAACGGCCAAGAAAGGCCAUUCGGCACUAGUGCAGAUUCAGGAGCGAAAGUCAACAGGAGACUCGAGGAGUAAAUCGCCACAAGAACGGCCAUCGACGCAUCCUCAACCUAAGAGUAAAACCUUCUCUGCACCAGAGUCGGAAGGCUUCACCAAGGGCAAAGGCAAGCACCCACAAGGUUUAGGACCUUUAGAUCACAGUAACGAUGAUGAUAGCGACGGUGGCUUUUUUGAGGAAGGUUAAUGAGCAAUUAUGUAACACCCAAAGUAGCGGCAAGAAAGCAAAAGGGAAAGACGGAACGACAAACCCAGAUUGCAGGUACCGCGACCUGACAAUAGCCAAUGAUACCCCGAAUGAC
This is a messenger RNA of Xylaria bambusicola, 1109 nucleotides long. RefSeq lists its product as uncharacterized. The transcript is spliced from 2 exons. NCBI's taxonomy places the organism in Eukaryota, Fungi, Ascomycota, Sordariomycetes, Xylariales, Xylariaceae. The record is from RefSeq and is a predicted model, not a curated record. Gene Ontology annotation, biological process: maturation of SSU-rRNA from tricistronic rRNA transcript (SSU-rRNA, 5.8S rRNA, LSU-rRNA). Bases 155 to 994 code for a protein of 279 amino acids. Gene Ontology annotation, cellular component: preribosome, small subunit precursor; nucleolus.